Messenger RNA from Entamoeba nuttalli P19, 594 nucleotides. RefSeq lists its product as hypothetical. The transcript has a single exon. NCBI's taxonomy places the organism in Eukaryota, Evosea, Mastigamoebida, Endamoebidae. The record is from RefSeq and is a predicted model, not a curated record. Bases 1 to 594 code for a protein of 197 amino acids.
AUGGUUGUUACUACUACAAUUGCAUACGUUUGUGUUGAAGUUGUUUUAGAAGAAAAUGAAAAAAUAGAAAAAACGAUUCAUCAACACACUGUUGUUAUUAAAUCAUCAAAUGAACCAUUUAUUAUAAAAGAUGGAGAUGAAUUUCCGUUUCAUAUUUCUGUUCCUAUUGACUUACCUCCAACAAUCAAAAAUGAUUGUGUAUCAAUAGAACAUCGGUUCAUUGCAACAGUUGUUAAAGCAAAGACAACUUCAUUUUUUGGUCAAAAAAAAUUAGAGGAACAUAUUAUUGUUGAUAUGCUUUAUCCUCAUCUUAGUGGAUUAUCAUAUUUUACUAAACGUCAUGAAUUUUCUGUUGAAGGGUAUUCUCUUUCUGUUAAUCUUGAAAGAGACAUAUAUUCUCUUGGACAAAAUCUUCGUGUUAAUUAUUUAUUAGAAGGGUCAGCAGAAAAAGACGUUCAAUUACCUUUACUUAUGUCUUUAGUAAGAACAUUUACAAAUAGAAGUACUGGAGAAAUGGCUGUUAUUACGUUUGUUAAUUUAUUAUUUAUUUCUUCAACGUUAUCAUAUUAUUUAAUUAAGCAAAGAAUCUCAUAA